Cynocephalus volans (Philippine flying lemur) is the source of this 1407-nucleotide messenger RNA. It is a transcript of the gene IFI44, whose product is annotated as interferon induced protein 44. NCBI's taxonomy places the organism in Eukaryota, Metazoa, Chordata, Mammalia, Dermoptera, Cynocephalidae. Bases 1 to 1407 code for a protein of 468 amino acids. The record is from RefSeq and is a predicted model, not a curated record. Gene Ontology annotation, molecular function: GTP binding. The transcript is spliced from 7 exons. Gene Ontology annotation, biological process: immune response.
AUGGCAGUGACAACUCGUUUGACAUGGUUGCAAGAAAAGAUCCUGCAAAAUUAUCUUGGAGGAAAGCAGUUUAGCCUUCUCUAUAAGGCUAGUGUCCAUACAUUCUCUGGUCAAAACUUGCUGAAGAAAUGCUGUCAUCAAGGACCUACUAUAGCAGUGAUUUAUAGUGAAGAUAAUAUUAUUGGAGCAUACGUGCAAGAGAGUUACCAGAAAGGAAAAAAUGCUUCCAUCAUCCUUUUCUCUCUUAAAGAAACCGAGAUUUCAGAGUGUAAGAUAGGACCAUAUGUACUAUUUUCAUUAUUUUAUGACACUAAUUCAGAAUUACAGUGUGGUUACAAUGGUGAAAUCCAGAUAGAUCUACGUAGAAAAGAGAUUUAUAUGCACUUGGAUAUAGUGAAUAACCUUGCGCUACCUCAAAAAACGAUUUCCUUUCAGGAAUGUGAAGUUUUCCGAUGUGAAGAUUUAUUGGACCAAAGAAGGAUAGCAGAGGUCACUAAUCUCAAGAUGACCUUAUUAUCUACCAUAAGAACUUAUAAACCAUAUGGAGACCUGGUUCAACAAAUAAGAAUUCUGUUUGUGGGUCCAACUGGAGCUGGGAAGUCUAGCUUUUUCAACUCAGUGAAGUCUAUUUUCCGAGGCCAUGUAACACAUCAGGCUUUGGUGGGCUCUGAUACAACUGGGAUAUCUAAGAAGUACAGGACAUAUUCCAUUAAGGAUGGGAAAGAUGGCAGCUCCCUGCCAUUUAUUUUGUGUGACUGCCUGGGGCUGAGUGAGGAAGAUGAAGGCCUGUGCAUGGAAGACAUAUUCUACAUCAUAAAAGGCCACAUUCCUGACAGAUACCAGUUUAAUUCCAUGAAACCAAUCUCAUCAAGUCAUCAUAACUUUAUCAAUGCCCCACUGCUGAAGGAUAGAAUCCAUUGUGUGGCAUUUGUAUUUGAUGCCAACUCUGUUGAACACCUCUCUGAUGAGAUGAUAGCAAAGAUCAAAAGUGUUCGAAGGGAGGUGAUAAAGUGUGGUGUGGUUCAUGUGGCUUUGCUCACUCAUGUGGAUUGCAUGGACCUGAUUACGAAAAGUGACCUUAUAGACAUAUACAGAUGUGUGCCUGUGAAGUCCAAGCUAGAGGCAGUUCAAAGAGAACUUGGAUUUGCUCUUUCUGACGUGUUGGUGGUCAGCAAUUAUACCUCAGAGUGGGAGCUGGACCCUGUAAAGGACGUUCUCAUCCUCUCUGCACUGAAUCAGAUGCUGCGGGCUGCAGAUGACUUCUUAGAGGAUUUGCCUCCUGAGGAAACAGGUAGAUGCGGUUGGUAUAGAAGCUUGAAUGUGUCAGCUACUUGGCUGCUUCCUGCCUGGACCUACUGGAUACCUAGCAGUUCUCUGUGUCCUUGUGGAUGGUUGCCCAGUGAUUAG